AUGUUACCUGCUAUCUUGUUCUAUCUUCAACUUGGUCCCUGCUGUCAAGAUGGCCGCCGGCAACCUGGCACGUCAACAGCAAUUCUGUCACUUGGUAAGCCGACCCACGGCGGCAUGGGCAUGGAUCAACACUCUUUUGUCAAGGUCUCCAAGGCCCCGCUGCCGACCACAAACGUCCCCGCUCUGUUGCAGAAAGCACUGUAA
This is a messenger RNA of Akanthomyces muscarius, 204 nucleotides long. RefSeq lists its product as uncharacterized. NCBI's taxonomy places the organism in Eukaryota, Fungi, Ascomycota, Sordariomycetes, Hypocreales, Cordycipitaceae. The transcript is spliced from 4 exons. The record is from RefSeq and is a predicted model, not a curated record. Bases 1 to 204 code for a protein of 67 amino acids.